Olea europaea var. sylvestris is the source of this 948-nucleotide messenger RNA. Its product is annotated as zinc finger MYM-type protein 1-like. The transcript has 3 exons. The record is from RefSeq and is a predicted model, not a curated record. Lineage: Eukaryota; Viridiplantae; Streptophyta; Magnoliopsida; Lamiales; Oleaceae. The coding region runs from base 1 to 948 and encodes 315 amino acids.
AUGGAAAGAGAACAUUGGAGGCAUGUAUUAAUAAGGAUAGCUGCUAUUGUAAAAAGACUUGCCAAAAACACCUUACCAUUUCGAGGAGAUGAUGAGAGGCUAAAUGUUGAGAACAAUGAUCUAUAUUUACAAAUGGUGAAAAUGGUAGAUGACACAACAGGAUUUGGACUUGCAACUAAGCUUCAAAAGGCUUUAAUCAAACUCGCUCUGGAUAUUGAUGGCAUUAGAGGGCAAGGAUAUGAUAACGAAUCUAACAUGAGCGGGACGCACAAAGGUGUGCAAAGAAGAGUACAUGAAAUGAAUCCCCGAGCUUUCUAUACUUCAUGUAACGCUCAUAGUCUAAAUUUAGCGUUAUGUGAUAUGGUGAAUUGUCGUUCCAAAGCUGUAUCCUUUUUUGGAAUGAUACAACGCAUCUACACUUCGUUUUCAUCUUCUACCAAGCGAUGGCAAAUUUUUAAAGAUAAUGUAAAAGGGUUGACAGUGAAACCGUUGUCACAAACACGUUGGGAAAGUCAUGUUGAGAGUGUAAAGCCUAUAAUGGAGCAAACUGCACAGAUAAGAGAAGCAUUACUUGAUUUGGCAGAAACUAACGAAGAUCCUAAAGUAAAUAGUGAAGCCGAGUCGUUGGCAACACAUGAACUUCAGAAUUUUGAGUUCUUGCUUGGCAUGGUAAUGUGGUACAGGUUGUUACAUGCAGUCAAUAUUGUGAGUAAAUUUCUUCAAACUGAAUCCAUGGAUAUUGAUCAUGCUAUCGACCUAUUGCAAGGACUUGUUUCAUUUCUUGAAGAUUAUAGAGAAAUUGAAUUUCCCAUUUUCAUGGAUGAAACGACAAAAAAGAGGUUAAGGAGUGCAACUUUAUUAAGUUUGUUGAACUCUUGUAUGAAUCUUGAGAAAUAUCUUGAACAUUAUGAGCUUUCGGACAUCAGUGGAGAUGAUUUAUGUUCGUAG